Eupeodes corollae is the source of this 1747-nucleotide messenger RNA. RefSeq names its product U3 small nucleolar RNA-associated protein 18 homolog (gene wcd). Lineage: Eukaryota; Metazoa; Arthropoda; Insecta; Diptera; Syrphidae. The record is from RefSeq and is a predicted model, not a curated record. Bases 95 to 1537 code for a protein of 480 amino acids. Gene Ontology annotation, cellular component: Pwp2p-containing subcomplex of 90S preribosome; small-subunit processome. Gene Ontology annotation, biological process: rRNA processing. The transcript has a single exon. Gene Ontology annotation, molecular function: protein binding.
UUAAACAAACGUCAGAUAUUAUUUCAUUCAAAAUUUUGUUUUCAAUAAAUUAAUAUUUCUCGCUCCAGUUUUUUGCAAUAAAAAUAAACUAAAAAUGUCUGAUAAUGAUUCUGGUGAUGAUAUGGAUGAUUUGCAAGCCAUCCUCAAUGAUUGUGCUGCAAAAGAAAAUCCAAAAAACAAAGAAAAACCCGUAAAAAGUGAAGCAAAACCAGACGAACCAUUGGAAUGGAUUCGAUCCGAGGAAGAAAUUCGACUCGAUAAACUUAUUUUUGGCGACAAAGAAGGAUUUGUGGAAAAAAUAAAACAAUCUUCAAGUCAACCAAAAGACGAGACAACAGAAUUCUCCACGACCAAGAAAAGAAAACCAGCAUGGCAAGAUGAAGAUGACGAACUUAAGACCGAAGGUGGACGCAAACGACGAGGCAAACCUUUGAACGAGCGCUUGAAGACCCAGUUCGAACGUAUUGUCAGCACUCCCAAGUGGGCGGAUCUGGACAGAAAAGAAGAAAACGAAGAUUCCGAUGAGGAAAUCCUACAAACAGUGGGAUUUAUAUCUAACGCCAAGUCUACUGCCCUGCCAUCCCACGAUUUAAACUUUAAGAAGAUGAAAGACCUUAACAACAAAAAGGAGGGUCCCAUAAGCAGCAUCCAAUUCCAUCCCACCAGCACAGUAGCUAUGGUAAGCGGUCUGAAUGGCAUUGCCACCCUUUACUCCAUCGACGGCCAGAGGAACGAUAAACUCCAUAGCAUUGGCUUUAAGAAAUUCCCCAUUUACUGCGCCAAGAUCCUCCCAUGUGGCACUCAAGCCAUGUUCGCUGGCAACACGAACUUCUUCUACUCUUAUGACCUGAUGCAAGCUGCGGAAACGCGUCACCUAUUGCCCAGGAAAUUGUUUAAUAUGAACAAUUUUGAAAUUUCCCCGGAUGGCAAAUAUUUUGCAGCCAAUGGUCGUGGCGGGGAACUUCAUCUGUUCGACCUGAAGAGCAAGGAACUAAUCCAUACAUUCAAACAGGAAGAAUUCACUCGGGCUAUUAAGUUCUCCUUAGACUCUACUAAAAUCAUUUCCUCAUCCGCCCGAUCCACAAUUAGCAUUUUCGACAUCAGGCAAGAACGUGUUAUGCACACUUUCCUCGACGACGGUUGCAUCAAGGGCCGUUCGAUGGCCCUGAGUCCCGAUGGGAGGAUGCUGGCCACUGGCAGUGCCGAAGGAGCAGUCAACAUUUACGAAUACCAAAAAGUGUUGGCUUCCCAGGCGCCUCUACCAGAGAAGACAUUCUUGAAUCUGACCACGUCUAUAACUAGACUUAAUUUCAACCACUCGUCGGAGAUUUUGGGCAUUAGUUCGAAUGUAGUUCGUGCAGCUGUGAGAUUGGCCCACUUCCCCACUGGAACAGUGUUUGCCAACUUCCCACCGUUCAACAAUAAUUUGCGUUCUGUUCAACAGAUUGAGUUUUCACCAUCGAGUGGUUAUAUGGCGCUCGGGACAGCAGAGAAGGAGGCAAUGCUCUAUCGGCUGAAGCAUUACAAUAAUUAUUAGUAGUUUUUUUUAUUAGGUUUACAUUUAAAAUGGCUUUGUUUUUUUAACCACGUACAUAAUAUUUUGGAAAGUAUUGCCGCUAGUACCUGGCUCCUUGCUGUACGAGAAUUUAUUUUGUACUGCUGCGUGUUAGGCAAAUUAACUGAAAAAGUUUUUGACCAUAGAUUAUUAUUGAUUUCAAUAAUGAGAAAUAUACAAACAUUUAUAUAA